Oldenlandia corymbosa var. corymbosa is the source of this 552-nucleotide messenger RNA. NCBI's taxonomy places the organism in Eukaryota, Viridiplantae, Streptophyta, Magnoliopsida, Gentianales, Rubiaceae. The record is from the annotation of a GenBank genome assembly.
AUGGCUCCUUCACCACCAGUUUCAUCACAACCAUCGGGUGAGUUCAUUAUAAUUGACUUUAAAAUAAGAACCAUUGAGCUUGAUGGGAAACGAGUUAAACUCCAGAUAUGGGAUACAGCUGGCCAGGAAAGGUUCAGAACAAUCACGACUGCUUAUUAUCGUGGAGCCAUGGGAAUCCUGUUGGUUUAUGAUGUUACGGAUGAAUCAUCUUUCAAUAAUAUUAGGAACUGGAUCCGCAAUAUUGAACAACAUGCCUCUGACAACGUGAACAAGAUUUUGGUUGGGAAUAAGGCUGAUAUGGACGAAAGCAAAAGGGCUGUCCCUACCUCUAAAGGUCAAGCUCUUGCUGAUGAAUAUGGUAUCAAGUUUUUUGAGACGAGUGCAAAAACAAAUCUCAAUGUGGAACAAGUCUUCUUUUCAAUAGCUAGGGACAUCAAGCAGAGGCUCUCCGACACAGACUCAAAGGCAGAGGCUAAAACACUCAUAAUUAAUCAACCGGGUCCUUCUAAUGGGCAAGAUCAACCCCAAAAAUCUGCAUGUUGCGGUUCUUGA